AUGGGGCCGCCGCGGGGCUGCCUGCCCGGGUUCUGCCUCCUGCUCCUGCUGCAGGUGGGCCGGCAGCUGGGCGAGCCGGCGGAGCCGUGCCGGGCUGGCUUUACUUCGGAGCGGUUCACGUUCGUGGUGCCCCGUGCGCAGCUGCUCCGGGGCCAGAUCCUGGGCCAAGUGAGGUUUGAGGACUGCACGAGAUGGAAGCUAGGGCUGUAUGAUGCAGAUGAUGCUGACUUCCGUGUGCUGGUGAAUGGGACGGUCUUGAUGAGACACCACACCCAGCUGCAUGGGCAGGGGAAGACUUUUACCGUGGAUGCCUGGGAUUCCACUGGCAAGAAAUUCUCUGCUUCAGUGACUGUGAAGACUCAAAGCCCUCACUCCACACAGGAAGCUGCUUCAGACCAUCAAGCAGAGGUGCUGAUGUUCCCACAGGCCAGACUUGGUCUGCAGAGACAGAAGAGGGACUGGGUGAUCCCUCCAAUAAGGGUUCCUGAAAAUGAGAGGGGCCCAUUCCCUAAAAAGCUGGUGCAGAUCAAAUCCAAUCGGGAUAAAGCGACCAAGAUUAUCUACAGCAUCACAGGGCAGGGUGCAGACACCCCUCCCAAUGGCGUCUUCACCAUUGAGGCCAAGACCGGCUGGAUGAUGGUGACUCAGCCCUUGGACAGAGAAGACAUCGACAAAUACCAUCUCUUCUCUCACGCUGUGUCUGAGAAUGGCAAACCUGUGGAGGAGCCCAUGGAGAUCAUCAUCACCGUGACAGAUCAGAAUGACAACAAACCCCAGUUCACCCAGGAGCUCUUCAGAGGCUCGGUCCUGGAAGGAGCACUGCCAGGUACUUCUGUGAUGCAAGUAACUGCCACCGAUGCAGAUGAUGCUAUAGAGACCUACAAUGGGGUCAUUGCAUACUCCAUCCUGAACCAAGAGCCUAAGGAACCCCAUCCCCAGAUGUUCACCAUCCACAGAGCCACUGGAGCCAUCAGUGUGAUUGCAAGUGGUCUAGACAGAGAGAGAGUGAGAGAAUACACACUGACGCUGCAGGCUGCAGACUUGGAUGGGGAAGGCUUAACAACCACUGCAUCCGCUGUGAUAGAGAUCGCGGACACCAAUGACAACGCUCCAGUGUUUGACCCCAAAACGUACACCGUGGCAGUGCCGGAGAACGAAGCGGGCCGCGAGGUCCAGAGGCUGACCGUGACGGACACAGAUGAGGUCAACACGGCAGCGUGGCAGGCUGUGUACACCAUUGUGCGAGGCAACGAAGGAGGCUUCUUCACCAUCACCACGGAUCGCGAGACCAAUGAAGGCAUUCUGCGAACAGCUAAGGGCCUAGACUUCGAAGUGAGAAGCCAAUUUGUCCUCUACGUGGCAGCCACCAAUGAGGAGCCCUUUGUCGUGAAGCUCACUACCUCCACGGCCACUGUCACAGUGAAUGUGGAGGAUGUGAAUGAGGCACCUGUCUUCGACCCACCUAUCCGGACAGCUCAGGUCUCAGAGGACGUGCCUAUUGGGCAGAAAAUCACCUCCUACACUGCUCAGGACCCAGACAAAAUGCAGAGUCAGACGAUCCGGUACCGCAUCGGGAAUGACCCUGCAGGGUGGCUGGAGAUUCACCCAGAAAACGGCAUUGUAACAGCGAAGGCCCAGCUGGACAGAGAGGCUGUGUUUGUGAAGAACAACACCUACCCAGCCAUUGUGCUGGCCGUGGACGAUGGCACCCCUCCUGCCACUGGCACGGGCACCUUGCUUCUGACUCUUCUGGAUGUGAACGACAACGGGCCUGAGCCAGACCCUCGUGAGAUCACGGUCUGCAACCAGAAUCCAGUGCCACAGGUCCUGACCAUCAGUGACAAGGAUCUGCCUCCGAACACCUCCCCCUUCAGAGCAGAGCUCAUCCAUGGAUCUGGUGUGAGCUGGGCUGCAGAAAUGGACAGUAAAGGGGAGACGCUCACCUUGAAGCUGAUGGAGCCAUUGAAGAAAGACAUCUACCAAGUUUACCUGCGGCUCUUUGACAACCAGAACAAAGACCAGCUGACUGUCCUCAAGGCAGAAGUGUGCAACUGCGAGGGGCAUGCAGAGAAGUGCCCAGAGGAGCGGCUGCCUGUUCUGGGGGUCCCCAUCAUUCUGGCCAUCCUGGGGGCUAUUCUGGCCCUGCUGAUCAUCCUGCUGCUGCUGCUGCUCUUUGUGCGGCGGAGGAAGGUGGUGAAGGAGCCCUUGCUGCUCCCCGAGGACGACACCCGGGACAAUGUCUUCUACUAUGGCGAGGAGGGAGGUGGCGAGGAAGACCAGGACUACGACCUCAGCCAGCUGCACCGCGGCCUGGAGGCUCGCCCCGAUGUCAUCGUCCGCAAUGACGUGGUGCCAACCCUGCUGCCAGCUCCCCAAUAUCUGCCUCGACCUGCCAACCCCGAUGAGAUCGGCAACUUCAUUGAUGAGAACCUGAAGGCGGCAGACACUGACCCCACUGCCCCACCGUAUGACUCCCUGCUGGUGUUUGACUACGAGGGCAGCGGCUCUGAGGCAGCCUCGCUCAGCUCCCUCAACUCCUCCGCCUCGGACCAGGACCAGGACUACAACUACCUGAACAACUGGGGCGGCCGCUUCAGGAAGCUGGCGGACAUGUAUGGUGGGGGCGAGGAUGAGUAAGGGGGGGCAGUCAGAAUCUGCUGGGAUGCACGAUUUUCUCCAGGAAGCUCCGCAGAGCAGCUUGUCUUGCAUGGAGCAACUGGCAGGCUGGAGCUUCAAUGGGCAAACUCACUGGCCUGGGUCCCUUCACAUGAGAGAGCCCAGUUCUGGCUCCUGUUGGGUGCCCAUCUCUCCAUGCCACCUUCAGGGCUGAGCCCUGAUUGCCUGGUGGGUGUGAUGCUUCCUGGAGCUGAGGAGCCUAGUGUGACUUUCCUGGAGACUUGCAAACAGCCUUGUACCCAGACCUGGCUGUGCCUGGAAGCCUUAUGAAGCUGCUGGUGCCUUCUGGAUCUUAAGACACAGUUGCCUGCCAGGGAAAAUAAAAGCCCAUCUUAUGAAUCCCUAACUCCUAGAAUAUCCCCGAGGCCUGGAGACCUCUGGCUCCUGAUUCUGAACUGUGGCUGGUUCACCUCCUUCUGUGAAAUUUGUCAAACUCCAGUGCAUCAGGGU
Molecule: messenger RNA, 3126 nt
Organism: Gopherus flavomarginatus (Mexican gopher tortoise)
Lineage: Eukaryota; Metazoa; Chordata; Testudines; Testudinidae
Product: B-cadherin-like
Exons: 16
Coding region: 1-2637 (878 amino acids)
Biological process (GO): calcium-dependent cell-cell adhesion; cell-cell junction assembly; cell morphogenesis
Cellular component (GO): cytoplasm; adherens junction; plasma membrane
Molecular function (GO): calcium ion binding; cadherin binding
Source: RefSeq, a predicted model, not a curated record